Aspergillus clavatus NRRL 1 is the source of this 1899-nucleotide messenger RNA. Its product is annotated as fungal specific transcription factor domain-containing protein. Gene Ontology annotation, biological process: DNA-templated transcription. Gene Ontology annotation, molecular function: DNA binding; zinc ion binding. Gene Ontology annotation, cellular component: nucleus. The record is from RefSeq and is a predicted model, not a curated record. Lineage: Eukaryota; Fungi; Ascomycota; Eurotiomycetes; Eurotiales; Aspergillaceae. Bases 1 to 1899 code for a protein of 632 amino acids. The transcript is spliced from 5 exons.
AUGUCUAGAGACGAAAUAUGGCAGAUCACGAAGAACCUCAGCUUCCAGAAUGGGGGCCGGGCAAAACAGCAAGAGGCAGAGCACGCCGGCCAAGUAGCAGACGUCGAGAACGACCACUGCUUUCCUGCCUUCUUUGCAGACAAAGGAAAUCCCUCCAAAGGCAACUCCCCAGCAUCUGAUUGCGGCAGCUUGCAGCACACUCAAUCGAGUACCAACUACGUCAACAGCUCUCACUGGGCUGCUGUUCUUGAUGGGAUUGCUGAGCUGAAGAAUCAUCUCGACGAGAACGGAGAAGUUCAAGAUGAUACUUCGCUGGAUGAUAUGUCCUUUGCUGAGCAGGGCGGUCCGCAACUACUCUAUGGGUGUAGCAGGCUUGUGACGAAGGAAGAGAUUCUGGAGGCAAUUCCAGAGCGGCCGGUUGUCGACCGGUUGAUCUCACGCUAUUUCAAUUCAUUUGAAAUGUCCCCAGUAAUAUGGCUGGGCCUCCUGUUUACUAUAAUGUGCCUCGCAAUCCAGUUCCAGAAAUCAAGGUUGGAUCCAGGGAUACAAACCCCCGCAUCCUUGUCGACAGAGCAUGACCUUCAAGGCAAGAUUGAGCUUUACCGGCAGAAGGUCGUGCAAUGCCUCGUAUUGGGAGAGUAUGCUAAAGGGGGUCCAUAUGUGCUCGAGACGCUUAUGCUGUAUAUUGCGAUGGAGUUAUUUCUCCGGAGUGACGCCGAGAUUGGAGUAUGGAUCCUGCUGGGAACAAUAGUCCAGCUGGCAAUGCAUAUGGGCUACCACCGGGACCCCCGUCACUUCCCCAGCAUGUCUCCCUUUACAGCUGAAAUGCGGAAGCGCGUCUGGGCUACAAUCGUUGAGCUUGACCUUGGACUCUCUACUCAAAUGGGUCUUCCCCGACUGAUUAAGCAUUGGCAGACGGAUACAGGGGGCCCAUCAAACCUCCAUGACAAUGAUUUUGAUCGAUCCACGGCUGCUAUGCCGGCGUCGCGGCCCAAGAAUGAACUAACACCUAUGCUCUACCGUCUUGUCAAGGCAAGCAUGGUGGCAGCGAUUGGCUUUGUGUGGGAUCUUGCGACUGACACAAGGCCAUGUUCCUACACCGAGAUCAUGAAGAUGGAUAACAUGCUUCAGGACGCACAUAGCGCAAUUCCAGCAUGUCUUCAGUGGCGUUCCAUGGCCCAUUGCAUCAUGGAUUCGCCGCAGAUGAUUAUGCAGAAGGUCUUCUUGGAGAUUAUGUUCCACCGUGCACGAAUUGUUUUGCAUCAAAGAAACCUGCAUCGCUGGCAAGCAACCCUGCAGAAUGACUACUCCCAGCAGGCAUGUUUAGAUGCAGCCCUCAAACUUCUCGACUAUCAGCACGUCCUCCAAGAAGAGACCCAGCCGUUCUGCCGGUUAUAUCAGGAGCGAUGGCGAGUCUCCUCUCUUAUCAACCAUGAUUUUCUACUUGCCACUAGCAUUCUGUGCUCAUAUCUACAGCAAGCUCAUGCACAAGGAAAAGGAGGCGCGGGCUCUGUGAUUGAGGCGACUAUUUGGACAUCACUACAAAAAACAUACGACAUUUGGCUCCAUUCGAGCAGCUCUUCGAAGGAGGCACAGAAGGCAGCGAAAGCCCUGAGCGUGGUUCUCGGAAACCAUAGUUAUACCAAUAGCGACAAGGCAAAUGAUGAGACAAACUCACUGCUCUCGCAGGUUUCACCGCCAGCAUUUCCCAAUGAUACCACCUGUACAGAUUCUCAAGGGAGUCCUGCCCGUUUCAAUAUCCAAUUCCCCGUCUUUGAUGCAACCGUGCUAGCUAAUUGGUCUCCGACAUAUGACGGCAUUGAAAGCUUUCCAAUUACGACACCCGCCUCCAGUGUCGACUGGCAGAUGAUAGACAAAGGCGCUUCAGGACGUCAAUAA